Diversispora eburnea is the source of this 1485-nucleotide messenger RNA. The record is from the annotation of a GenBank genome assembly. Lineage: Eukaryota; Fungi; Glomeromycota; Glomeromycetes; Diversisporales; Diversisporaceae.
AUGUCUACAACAACUAGCAAUGACGAUAAUAAUAAUGAAAAAAAUUUUGUAAUAAAAGAAGGAAAUGACUCAUACAAUUGUUGUGACAAUAAUUCAUAUGUUAACAGUGAGAAAAAUAUUGAUGAUGAUGAUGAACUUCCUCGAGUUCAAAUGUCUAAAAUUAAAUUAGAUAUAUUAUUUUCUGGACCAGCUAUAUUUAAUCAAUUUGGAUCAAUUGAAAAGACCGCCUGGGUCGCAAUUGCCGAUUUAUUCACAGCCACAGCUUUUCAACCAACUUAUGGAAAUUUUGCAGAUAUUUUUGGUAGAAAAGUCACUGUAUUAUCAUCAUUAUUAAUUUUCGGAAUAGGAUCUGCAUUAUCCGGCGCAUCGUCUAGUAUAAAUAUGUUGAUUGCAUCUAGAGCAAUUACAGGUAUUGGUGCAGGAGGAUUUAUUGGUUUGACAAGUAUUAUAAUAGCAGAUAUUGUGAGUCUCAAAAAUCGAGGAAAAUAUAUGGGAUUCGCUGGAGGAGUUUAUGCCAUAGGAUCAAUAUUAGGACCACUUCUAGGAUCUUUAAAAGACAAACUUAAAAGAGUUGAUUGGUUGGGAACAUUAUUAAUGGCUAUUUCAGCAAUUUCAUUAUUAUUACCUUUACAAUAUGGUGGAAUUGAACAUUCUUGGAAUUCGCCACUGAUCAUAAUAUUAUUUAUUUUGGGAGGUUUGGGAUUUAUAGCGUUUGUUUAUGUCGAAACUUUUAUUUCCAUUGAACCAAUUGCUCCUGUCAAAUUAUUUAAAGAUCGAACAAUUGUCGCAUGUUUUGCUUUAAACUUUUUCUAUAGCAUAGGUCUAUAUGAAAAUAUAUUUUAUGUUCCAUUGUUCUUUCAAAUUGUUGAUGGUGAUUCAGCCACAAAGUCUGGUACUAAAUUACUUGCAUAUGUUUUGGGAGCAGUUGUCUCUGCUGUAAUAACUGGUCAAAUACUAUCCCGUGCAUCAGGUUAUUCAUAUAAAAUAAUAUGUGUAAUGGGUGGAGCUUUAAUGACUAUUGGAGGAGGAUUAACUUUCGGUUUUAAUGAAAAUACAAAUUCAAGAGAACAAAUUGGAUAUCUUUUAAUUUCUGGGUUAGGUGCUGGAUCAGUUUUUCAAACUGGUUUAUUAGCAGCGCAGGCCAUGGUUAAGCUAGAAGAUAUUGCUACAGUUACUUCUUUGAUAACAUUCUUUAGAUCACUGGGAUCAGUAAUAGGACUAUCAAUAUUUUCUUCAAUCUUCAAUAACUUUUUAAUUAAAAAUACUCUUGAAACAUUUCCUGGUUUUAAAAUUGAUCAGUUCAAAGGAGAUCUUAACACAUUUAAAGCUUUACCAAACACAAUUAAAUCACCUAUAUUAGGUAUAUUCGUAAAAUCUUUUCAAAAUGUAUUUUUAGUAGGUCUUAUAGCUGGUGGUUUAUUACUUUUUAGUUCUUUAUUUAUGAAAAAUUAUAUUAGAAAUGGUAGAGAAAAGAUUAGUAAAUAA